AUGAGAGGCACUAGUCUUCAACUCGCCAAUAAGAAAACCACCAUCAUUGAUAAGGAAAAUAUCACGCCAACAGGACUCAAGUCACAACAACAACAAAAUUCAAAGCCUAUGAAGAAGGAAUUUUCUUUAAAGCCUUCGAACAAACUUGAUCUGAAGAGAAAAUUACAAUCCACUACUAUAUCACCACCACCAUCCGGUCAAUAUAAAAGUCCAUCAAAGAAGAAGAAAUUUGCCAUCUUUGAAGAUCAAACUUUUAAAGUUAAUCGAGUUAAUUCAUCAUCACCUAUUAAUUCACCAACAAUACUUUUAGAUCAAACAAUUAAUACAACAUCUACUACUAUUACUAACACUAUAAUACAACCAGUACUCGAAACAACUAGUACACAAAAUACAAUUAUUCAAUAUGAAAUAGUUGAAGAAGAAGCAAUUAUUCAACCAUAUUUGGAAAAGAUUAAAAUAUUAGAAAAUGAAAUUAUAGAAUUAACUAAUGAUAAAACAUAUUAUCAAUUAAUGUAUAAUACAUUGAGUAUUAAUAGUGAUACUAGAUUAACAAUUGAUUCAUUGAAACAACAAAUAACAAUUUUAGAAACUACUAAAAAUGUAUUUAGAAAUAAGAUUCUUUCAUUAGCAAAAGAAAAGGAAAUGAUGAAAUCUGAUUUUGAAAAUCAAUUAAAUUUACAAAAACAAGCAGAUAAACAUUUACGUGAAGUGAUGCAACAAACUCAUGAAGAAGAAGUUUUACAAUUACAAUCAGAAAUUGAACAAUUGAAAAAUAAGUUACAAACAAAUUAA
This is a messenger RNA of Naegleria gruberi, 792 nucleotides long. RefSeq lists its product as uncharacterized. The transcript has a single exon. The record is from RefSeq and is a predicted model, not a curated record. NCBI's taxonomy places the organism in Eukaryota, Heterolobosea, Eutetramitea, Acrasida, Naegleriidae. Bases 1 to 792 code for a protein of 263 amino acids.